CCCGUGCCGGGAGUGCUGCGGAAAGUUUUCAUUUGUGUGGUUCACGGUGUCGAUCGUUUCCCGCGGGCGGGUCGGGGCUUCCUGAGCCCUCUCCUCUAGGCGUGGACCUUCCUCUCCCCUCGUCGUCCCCGCGGGAGGAGCGGCGAGAGACUUUCGGCGAUGGCUUCGGGGGGCUCGGAGGCGGUGACGCAGCGGGUGGCAGAGCUGGAGGAGGAGCUGCGGGGGCUGGCGGAGCGGCUGAGCCGCUGCCAGGCUGAUAAAGAAUUUGUGUGGUCUCUUUGGAAACAUCUCCAGGUGUCCAAACCAGAUCUUACUCAAUCUGUCAGUUUGGUUGCGGAAAGAGAAAAACAGAAAGCUAAAGUCAAGGGCAGAAGUAUUUUAGAGAUUUUGCAAGCCAAAGACAGCAAAAUAAAAUCUCUAGAACAGAGGCUCACAGGACAGCAGCAAGAAAUAAACAACUUAAUGCAGAGAAAAAGUGCUGUGGAUGAGGAAAAUGCCCGUUUGAAGAAUGAAUUCGGUAACUUGAACUGGAAAUUUAAAGAUAAAAGCCAAGAACUUAAGGACACUGAGGAGUGUGCACAGAAGAAGGAAGAGCAAAGCAGACUGGUUAUAAUCCUGGAGGAGGAAAAUAAGGGAUUAAAUAUAUGCUGUGCUGACCUGCUAAGUGGCCUGGAGAAACUGAGGAAGCAGGAGGCACAAUGGUAAAAAGAAAAAUCUGGCAAUGAUGCCAGAAUAGAGAAUUUGGAAACUGAUUUAGCAGAGAUGAAAAAAAUAAAAAGUUUACACAGUAUAUGCAGUAAUUUACCAUCUCAGGUAGAUGUGAAACAGGAAGAACUUUUCCAAAAUAAUUGUGAUGUGUUUGGAGCUAAGAAGGAGUUAGAGGAGCUACAGAAUCUUUACAGACAAAACAUUGAAGAUACAACACAGCAGGCUGAGCUGAUAAAGCAGCUAGAGGCUCUCAAUGCUGAUUCACAAAAAGUACUGCAAGACCAAGAAUAUGCUCACACAGCUAAAACAACAUAUCAAAAAUCAAUGUUUCUAAAGGUGUUAAAUAGAUCCUUUGAGUCACUCCAAAAAAAAAAGGAAAGACAGUAUGACGUGUCUUCACUGGUAUUUCAACAGCCUUCUUUAAGUGAGCUAGACUGCUGUGUUACUAUGCAAGAAUCUGAAAUGGAGCUUUUACAGAAAAAAUUGAAAAAAGCAAAACUUAACCUAGCAGAGCAUAAUUUGUACACUACAGAUACUCUGUAAAGCAGCAAUAUAAGGACUGGAAGAAAGCAUGAGAUAGGGUAGUUUUAUUGUCUGAAACCACCUGUGAAACGUUCAAGGUCUCUGUCCCCAAAGAGCUCUUUUAGAGAGUCAGAGGAGUCCCAAGAAUCUUAUGAGCUAAGAGCAGCCUAUGGAAAACACGAAGAAAGGCUGCAGAUGUUACAGACCAACUACAGAGCACUAAAAGAGCAAUUAAAGCAGUGGGAAGAGGGUGAUAGCAGGCUUUAAAAUAGUAAAAGCAGAUACCAUAAUACAGGUUCCUAUUAGCUUUGUCAAGAGGAUCCUGAUGUGAUAUGGAAUGAACUGGCUCUUUUAAAAAGGGAGCAAAAAAAGCUGCUGAUUGAGAAGCUGAAUCUUGAUGAAGAGUUUUAUCAGAUGAAAAUACACCAAUUUGUGAAGCCACUUUUUAAACUUAGUGAAGAUAAUGGGGUCAAGGGUAAUACUCCAAAGAGGUAUAUGAGAGAAGUUUCACACGAGAUGUUACAGAAGGUACAAGGACUAGAAAGAAGAUUCAAAGCUAUUGAAGGGGAAUUAAAGAGACAGAUAAAUGAAGACUUACUGAAUGAAAACAAUUAUUUGAAAGAAUCUUUAAAAGUGGAAAAGGAAGAUGCAGACACAAGAAAAAGAGAGCUGGAAACACUACUUAAGAGGAUUUGUGAAGUAAAAAAAGAAAAAGCAGAAUUUCAGUUAGUAAUUGAUGAGAAGGGAAAAGAAGCAGCCUCUUUGAAGAGGCAAGUGACAGAAGCUAACAAGUUGAGAAAUGAAAGUGAAGAUUUGCUGAGUCAAGUGCAGGAGCAGAAGUGUUUGCCGGAUAAAGCCAAAGCAGUGGCAAUCUCUGGGCAAUGUAAUUGCAAGAUAACAGGCACCAAGGUUAAAUUAAAAGCAGCCAAGAAAAAGAGCUCUUUGGGACAUCAUGGAGCUUUUCUCAAACAGUCCAUCAAGGUUAUGAGUAAUGUAUUUGAGAACUUCAGUAAGGACAGCUGGGAGGAUGUGAGUGAAAGCAGUGACUCUGAAAUACCAACUUCCAAAAGUUUGUAAACAGUGAUUAUGAAGACAGUGCAAAAUAUUGAUCCACACAGAAGUAAACAAGAAGAAAAAAAUGAACAGAGCAAAAAAGGAGAAAUACCACUGCCUCCAGAAACUGUCCGGGGCUACUCUGUUACUCAACUACAGGAAAAAAUUAAGUCACUGCAGAAGGAGAUAGCUGUUUUACAGAGAAAAAAGACAGCAGUGGAUUUCAUUAAGAACGAUAAAGAAAGCAAUGAAAAAUUAACAAGUCAUCUGCCUUUGGCUUAUCAGAGAUUUCAAGUUAAUAUACUGGCCAUAGAGGUAAAGUACUUUAAAUUAUAGUGUGUUGACCUCAACCUGGCCAAGUGGCAACAGGAGGAGGAAGAUUUACAAGGAAAAUUAAAGUUGAGGGAACAUCUGUCUCAAACUGCUGGCAAGAGUGAAGCUACACCAGCUCCUUCAAAGAACACUGAUUUAGAGAUGAAACAGCUGCAGUGCAAACUAAAGAAUUCGAACACUGAGAUCACUAAGCAAUCGACCACCAUUAAGUCACUAAGGAAACAAGUCCUGGAAAAGGAAGAAUGGAUUCGCGAACUACAGGCCAAAAUUUCUCAGUUGGAGAGGGAUUUUACUGUGAAAAGAUAUUUGAUAGAAAAAUUAAGGUUUCAUCUAAAAGAAAAUCAAGAAAAUGAGAAAACCUCAAAUGAAACACCGGCAAGUCUUGAGAGAAAGGUGAAGGCACUGGCUGAAGGAAAAGCUUCCAUUGACUCAAUGAAACAAAGAUUUAAUGUAGCUAUGAAAGAGAAGUCUCAGUAUGAGCAGAUGUAUCACAAUGCCAAAGAUGAUUUGGAGAAAUAGGACCUUGAGCUUAUUAAACUAGGGAGCAAAAUUAUUGAGACUGAAUGUUCUGUGACUGAACUUGAGACUGCUGCCUCUCAACAACUACAUGGUAAACUAUUACAGUUACAGGUUUUGGAAACUCUAAAGAAGGAGCUGCUGCUCACUAGUGACAGAGCUCAAAACAUUUUAUUUUUUGCUUAUGUCUUCUAGACUCUAACCAGAGAGUUACACCACAGCAUACAAGAGCAGAGAACAAAAGUUAAACUGGCAAAAAAAAUGGAAGAAAUGAAAGCAUGCAAAAAGGGUCUUUCCCAAGAGAGUCUUCAGUUGGCAGCAUCUAUCCUUAAUGUUUAAACAACUAAUCUUUACGAAAUAGUACAAGAAGGAGAUGAUGAGGAAACAGAAAAGACAGAAAUGGAAUUGGAAAAAGAUAAAGAAUGUCUGUGGCAUAUACAGAAACUUAUUGAAGCACAGUUUCCUUUUGCCUCAUACUUAAUGGAUGAUAUACUGGAAAAAUUAAAUGAGAAGUAAAAAUUGGUAGAAGAGUACAGUUCCCUCAUGAAGCACAUUGUAUGA
This is a messenger RNA of Poecile atricapillus (Black-capped chickadee), 3693 nucleotides long. RefSeq names its product centlein (gene CNTLN). Gene Ontology annotation, biological process: protein localization to organelle; centriole-centriole cohesion. The record is from RefSeq and is a predicted model, not a curated record. Lineage: Eukaryota; Metazoa; Chordata; Aves; Passeriformes; Paridae. Gene Ontology annotation, cellular component: centrosome; centriole.